Porites lobata is the source of this 10881-nucleotide messenger RNA. The record is from the annotation of a GenBank genome assembly. NCBI's taxonomy places the organism in Eukaryota, Metazoa, Cnidaria, Anthozoa, Scleractinia, Poritidae.
AUGCCAAAGGAAAAGCAUGAAAAUAAUGACGUUCGAAGAAGUUAUACUCUAAUGAGCCCAGAGGAUGUAGCUAAUGGCAAGAAGUCAAAAUGGACCGAACUGGAAAUUACGGCUACGAUCCGUAAUUUGAGCCCGACACUUUGGCAGCUCGAUUUUUUGACUGCGUUGUUUUUGAACGACAAUAAUCUAACGAAGAUUCCCCCAGAGAUCUCCAGGCUUGCUCAACUCAAGCAUUUAGAUUUAUCAUCGAACAAACUUAGAAGUUUGCCCAGUGAACUUGGAGAUCUGGUCACAUUACGUGAACUACUUCUUUGCAAUAAUAACCUGAGAAUUUUACCGAACGAACUGGGAAAACUUUUCCAGUUACAAACCCUUGGAUUGCAAGGAAAUCCGUUACCACAGGAUAUAUUAAGUAUAAAUGGGGAACAAAAUGGAACAGCUAAGCUACUCUCCCUUAUGCUGGACAAUUUAACUGGUAAGUUUAACGUAACCGUGCACACGAAAAUGAAAGUUUGUGGUGUCAGUUCUAAUUUAACUCGUGGUGACAGUGAGCUCAUGUUUUGCUUUCCUCUCGCUUAUGUAGCCUUUCUGUUGUAUUAGAUAACUCUUGAUUCAUUCAUAUAACAUGUUUUUAGCUUUCUUUUUAUAUAGCACAUGACGCUGAGCAUCGUUUGCUUUGCGAGUGGUGUUUUUCUUUGUGUUUUGCACGAGGUUCAUUCGCAUAAUAAACUCCACAUCAUAUUGGUCAGUGUUCGUCUCAUACAAGUCAUAGUUCGAUUUCUCGUUCCUUUUUUCCUUAUCAUUAUUUCCUCACGCAGUUUUUUAAUUAGUAAGUGAAUUGUGGCUUUCCUUUGGUAUAAUUUUGUCCGCAUUUACCAUCGGGCUCGAGAGAACUCUGUGUAUCCAUCGACUAGUACAAGGGUUCUUUUCUUUUCUACUUCAACGAACAAUAACCAAUGAUCUAUAACCGCCAAGUCGUAUUCGAAAAUCUCACCCAAACCGCAUCGAAUUACAUUGUUUGAGUCGUUAAAAUUAAUACAGAACUGCCACUGUGCAAUCAAUUAUUUUUUUCCAAUUCUAUAAUCGUAUCUUUAUACGUGAUUUUGGCACUUUUAGUACAUGUAUAAUAACUUCUUUCCCGGAAGUGGUUUGGGUGCUAAUUUCCAUGCUUUUCUUUUUCAUCUGUUUGCUCAACGCCAUUAUUUUCUUUUUAAGAUCGGUACUAUUCGCUCACAUUUUAAAAUAUGCCUCAGGAGCUUUAUUAUUGAUGGAAGUUAAUGAAGUUUAUGGGCAAGACCACUUUAAAAUUAGCUUGUUCCAGGCAUUAAAUUGCAAGUUAGCUGUUAACAUCAUCCUAAUGAUUUUGUGCAUGUGCCGUGAGUGAUAAUCUCAGGCCUGUUGACAGCCGAAAGCACCUCUCUAUAGUUCUGCAAAUAAUUUCAAGCAGUCAUAUUUUUAAUUCAGUUUAGAAUAAGCUUGGCUGAGGCAGAAUAUGACCUCAGUUACAGUGAUGUUGAAAACUAUUAGAAUACAACCACAUGAACUAAAAUAACUUUCAUUAGCCACACUAAUUACUUAUUUGUUUAGAUACUGGCAAACAUGAUUUCUGUAGACUUACAUCUCUUAGUGUUGUUCUCUAACUUAGCUGAAUGAUGUUGACUGAGGUUGAAAGACUGCAUGUACAUUGUAUUUCAAACUCACAAAACAACAUCGCUCAACCAAAUAAGUGCAUAAUUUUGUUGGUUCUUACUAUGUGGAGUGAUAUUUAAUCAUGAUGCUCUUAUUAAACCCUUUUUGUACUGUUAUUCAUUUCAGUAAAUUUUUAGUUUAGUUUCAACACUUGGUUUUGUUUACAUGUACCAUCUACUUUGCAAAAUUUAAGCCCCCGUUAGCUUUCUGCUUAAUCCAGCUUUGAACUGUGUCCUAUAUUUAAGAAGCUUGAUAUUGUUAAUGAGCAAAGUCCGUAAACUAUAUCCAACCAAUUUAUUAUAUUCCUUUGUUUUGGAAGUCUGUCAUUCUCUUUAAAUUUUCUUGAGGUUUUAAACAGUAGCAAACUGUAGUGAUUGUUUUAUUUCAAAAAUUGUUGUUUAAGGAAAGUGCAGAGUAAACUUGGCAUUGAUAAACUGACAAAUUGCCAGGUUUUUACAAGUAGCUUUGUUGGUUUCUUAAUCCAUCAGCAUGUUCAACCAAUAUAACACAGAGGACAUAAAUAACAAAUUAUUAUACAGGUGUAAUAAUUAUGUAUACCAUGUAGCCAUUGUCUAUGUUGUGGUUCAAUUUUAUCCUUGGUUUAAUUUUUAAUUUUCCUUUAUUUUUGGGUAUGGUAAUGUAUAAUAAUGAGUUUCUAACAAAGGAAAAUAAAAUUUAAACUAAGGACAAAAUUGAACCAAAACAACUACAACGUCUUAUGUGAAGACAUGUAUAUUAUGUAUAUAGCUAUAUCAUUUUCAUUUUUCAUGUGCACGCAACAAUCCCGAAAGGUAAUAUGGGAUAUGAUCAAUACAUUGUUCCUGACACUGUCACUGUCAAAUCUACUUUUGUUGCUUUCUUUUAGCACUUGCAAACAUGCGUCAAUGGCCACUCGUGCCAUUCUUUCAAUUUUCUUUGAAGAACAGUGAACUCAAAACCACCCACAAUACCUUUCAGGAUCGUCACAUGCACUUUUCCCGACAACCAUCUUCGAGAUGGCUGUAUACCUUUAGCAACUAUUGGAUUCACCUUUCACAUGGUCUGAUGCAGAUCGAGGAGAGUGUUAUUGGCCAAGAUGGAUAACACUCUCCAGGUUCUGCAUAAUUUUUCAGAUUAUACAAACGCCUGUGUGUUUCAGGGAAACUGCCCACCUACCCCUCCCCCAAGCCGACAUUAUUCUUUUAAACAUGCUUACAUUGAUCGAUGUUGAGUUCCUGUCCUCAUUUGUCUGUUCGUCGGAAAAUUCAGGAUAUAAAAGGAUGUUCAUUAUAGCAGUUAGUCAUCGAAUAGCAGUGUUAUUCAUUGAGUUGUAUUUUUCUAUUCUUGCCAUGUUUUUAGGUAAAAGUUUGGUUAUUUCUUCUUUGCAAAAACUGUGAAAUUUUCCGCCAUUUUCUCUAGCUCUACCAAAACAGCUGUGCUAAUGGAACCUUGUCACUAGUGCUUCUUGUUUGCCAUCCCUGUUAUUGGCAAUAUUCUGUACUAUUGUAUUAUAUCACAAAGUUCUUCCAAAUUUGGUGAACAGAGUGGUUUAGUAAUUACGAGAUGCUUCUAUCAAUCUAAUAAGCAUCUGACAAUGCCACAAUUUACUGAUUUAUGAUGAUGUGAGUCAUAUGCUAAGUAUUGAAUAGUGUGCUUAGGUUUCCUGUAAACACUUAAUCUGAAUCUACUGUUAGUUUAUACCUAUCAUCAGUAAAUGGGUGUGUGGAGGGUGCCUGAACAAACUGAAUGUGCCACAACUGAGCGUGAAAGGUAACCUUGAUAACUCUUUGUGGCAACUGCUAAGCACUGUCAAACUGAGAACGUCAGGGUAGUGUUUUGUAGAUAAUUAUCAAGACAUGUCCUGGGGGUGAAAGGGCUGGGAGUGAAAUGGCUUAAAUGACCUUAUGUGAAAAGCAAUGUGAAUGAAGUGAAUUGACCUCAAUGAGAGUGCUGUUUAAUUACUGAAACCCUGCAAGUGCUCAAAGACUGCCCUGCUCUGAGACUGAGUGCCUGCGUUGUCUUGUGUUUACAUGUACCUGGCCUCAAAUUACAUGUUGGCACAUACAUGUAUAUGUAUAGAAAUAAAUCUGUCGUUAAAACGAAUGGUGGUGUUUUUCUCUUUUCCGUUGAGAAAUGGAUUGUUAAUCAUUGGAAAGAUGGUCCUCUUGACACAGGUAUACAUGUCUGUAAGUAAGGAACCAGGGGCCAUUUGGGUUUGCUAUUGCACAGCCCUAUCUUCAAUCCCCUUAGUGAUGGAAAAUUUAUGGCCAAAAUUUUUCUUUAUGAAAAAUACAGUAAUGGUUAAAAAUUGAUUUGAGUUAGUUACAGUCACCACAUUUACUUGUAUGUAAUUUUGGUUUCUUAAUAUGUUGUUUUUUUUGUCCUACUUCAGUGUGUCCUCGACCACCAGAAAGGCAGUGGAUAUCAUUACAACCAGACAGAACGAGAAAUCCAUCAUGUAAGGGUCGUUAAAGUCAAAUUAAUGUAUUCUUUAUUUGUUUUGAAAUUUGUCUCUGUAGCAUUUUAUGACAGGAUUAAGCUCGAUAAAACUUUAACACACCACACUACAGGUGUAAGUUUCUAUAGGACCCUCUUCUAAAACUCAGCUUCCUCACAAAUAAAUGAAGUAAUGCUUGUACCGGUAUAUAGUAGGGCAUGAAUUUUGGCUUUUAGUUGCUAAAAGUAUCUAUUUUCAGGUUGUAGCAAUAGUAGUUUUUUUCCAAAAGUUUUGUAAUUAAACAAGACAAGCUCUUGACAAGUUACUUUAUGAUUAAAAAAUAUAUAUCUCCUUGGUUAAAACUAUGUAUUAGAUGUAGUAACUACAUACCAUAUUUUGCUAUGAGUUGUAUAAUUCUACUUAUCACAACAAGAAAAUCAUCUUCACUUACAUGUUUACACAGUUCGUAAGUUUGAGAUCACUAAUCAACAACCUUUACAAAACCACAUAUUAUUUUCUAUUAGCAUUAUAUACAUUUACAAGUUUCAAACAAAAAAUUUUCCUUUAUGGACCCCUUUAUGAAGUAUCACAUAUACAUGCAGAUGUAUAAUAAUAUUCUGUCAAAAUUCGGUAGUUUGGCAAACCCUCAUUGAUUAAUUCCAGACAUUAUUUGGUGGCAUCCAUUGUGACAAAUCAACAAAAAUUGACGUGUUUUUGUCUCUGUAUUUAGUGACAUUCAGUGUGAUGUGCUAUAAUGUACUCUGUGACAAGUAUUGUACACGCCAAAUCUAUGGCUACUGUCCAUCAUGGGCGCUUAAUUGGGAAUACAGAAAAACAGCAAUCUUAAAGGAAAUUCUGCAUUAUGGGGCUGAUAUUCUAAGCUUACAGGUAUUGUUUAUAGUUUAAUUAUUGCUAUAGAAUGUAUCUGUGCAGGAGUUUCAAAAACUUUUGAAGUAGAUGUCAGAGUUAACUAAUAUAAGGGGUUGUGUGAGGCAGUUCUUAUAACCACUCCACAAAAAGCUGAUACAGAGAAGUUAAGCUUUUAUGUCUUAGCAGGGCUGAAAAUAAUGGACGGCAGGUCACUGGUCAUGAUGACUGAUAAGCUCGGGCAACCCCCGAUUCUGGCCAGUGUAAUAAUUAAAACAAUAAUUUUUUUGCUCAAACUAUGCUAGCAACAGAUCGUUUGUAGUGCAUUGAUGUUCAGGUUUUUGGCAGGUUGAUGAAAAAAUUAAUGUAUUUACAGCAUUAUAGCUUACAUUGUAAGCCAGAAAUAUCAUCACAGCCUUAUAGAACAAGAUGUACUAAGUGGAAAACUGCAUGGAAAAUAUAAUGUUUGUAUCCAAAAGUGAGCAGACUAAAUGACUGGCAAAAUGAAAGUGUGACCAGUCAAGUGUUUAUCAGGCCAGACAUUUAUCAUUGACUGGCCCUUACUUUCAGCUCCCCUUAGUAUUUUUCAGUUUUCCUCAGGCAAAAGUUAUUUGCCUGAGGUUGCAGACCUUAUCACUGGUAAUUGCAGUGUGGGAUGCUGCUGUCAUGCCACAGGCUUUUGAUCCCUGCCCAGGUUCAGAAGGGCUGGUUCAGAAGCCGAACUUUUCAUAAGCUGAACUAAAUAGGUCAUUGAAUUAAGUAAAUGAAAAGUUUGACAUCUGAAUCAAUUAGGAACACCUAUUUCAAUUUGAAUUGGCUCAGUGGUUCUUCCCGGUUAGCCUGGCCGGGAAUUUCAGCAUAGGAGUGACUUUGGAACAACUUUGAUUCAGGUGCCAAACUUUUCAUGUGCCCAACCUAAUGCUUAAAUUAUCAUAACGUAUUUUGCAAGCAGUUUGACCGAAAUAAGAAUUUUUCUCCCUUUGCAUCUAGUUCGGCUGGAAGUACGAUCAGUGUUUGAAUCAAUUCAGCCAGUCCAAAUAAUUUGGUUCGGCCUCAUCUGAACCAAGCCUAACUCAGAGAACAUUUUAUGAACUGCCUUUACUUAUAGAAGACCAGAUAGAAACAUUGGUCCCAUCCCGAGAUAAAAGACAAGGUCAUUAGUCAGUACAGGGUAUAUGUUGUGGAUAAAAUUUGGUCUCAUGUUAAAGCUGAAUUUCUUUUCUCUCCUAAACAAUACAAUACAAUUAUUUAUUUAACUACAUUAUUGUCUAAGAGCACAAGUGCUCGUUCAAAAUACGAACGUAGGAAAUAAAGGAAAGCUGAAUCAAACAAGUUUUAGUACUGGUUUAGUAUGAGGACAGAUUUUAGUUGCCACUGACAUCAUAUUAAUUAUCACUUUAGUUGACUCUUAAAGGCAUUUUGUUUGUUGUCACUUACAAUUACAAGUGUGGUGUUUUUUUUUAUUUCAGGAAAUUGAGACUGAACAGUUUUUCAACUUCUUUCUUCCUGAGUUGCAACAGCAUGGCUAUGAUGGAAUUUUUAGUCCAAAGUCUAGGGCUAGAACCAUGACAGAAGAAGAUAGGAAAUAUGUGGAUGGUUGUGCGAUUUUUUAUAGAACGUCUAAGUAAGUGCCUAUUUCUAUUUAUUUGUAGCUAUUUCUUAGAGUUAAUGCAUUGUUGUAAGUUAAAACAAAUUUUUCUCUUUAACUCGUUUUAGUAUUAUUAUUCAGUGGAGAUUGUCACUGAGUGUAAAAAAACUUGUAUAAUAAAAUUGUCCUUGUCAAUGUUUUAUUUUCUGGAUCAAGGUGUACAUGUACCUGUUAUGGUUAAAUUUUAUCCAUGGUUGAAAUUUUUAUUUCCUUUUGAAUCAAAGUUAUUUUCACAUACAUGUAUUACUCUCCCCAGAAACAAAGGAAAUUAAAAAUUUGAACCAAGGAUAAUUGAACCAUGAACCAAAUACUGCGUGCGUAUAAGCUAUUAGUAUCCCUAUGUUAUUACCUACCCCUCCCCUAACCCAACAUUUUGCCCUAAGUGAGAAGGAAGUGUUAAUGUUGACUUAGGGAAGGGGUAGGUGGGCAGUUUCCCAGAAACAUAAUUUGAUCCUCGUUUUUUAAGGAAGCCUUUCUUUAGGUUUUAGUAUGAAAUAUGAUGAGCCACGGACCGUGUGGAUCAUUGUCCACUUUAAAGAUUGUGUACUAUGAUGUAACUCAAUUUGUAUGAAGCUAACAGAGCUAUCACUAAAAUUUUAACUUGCUGGCUAGAUGCAUUUUAUUAGGCAGGGAUUUGAGCAGUUAGGAAGUUCUGUUGGUUUUAUUUUCCUUUUGUCUCUGAUGGAAGGGUCUGAGGGUCGUUCCUAUACAUAUAGUGGGCCUAGGGGAUGUCCUCUGCCCUCAUGCCUCGGUGACGGUGAAGGUUAACCUUGGGCCAGUUCUUUUAUCACUUUUGCCCCUUCUUACAUGCUUUCUGCAUUGCAUCCAUUGAAUUUGCAGGGACAAAUUUUGUCUGUCUUUACUGUGGCUUUGCAUUGUACUUGUGUGUCAGUAUAUACUGUUUGUCGUGGGUCGUUGCUCUUUUAAGUGAGUCUUGACAGAUUAUACAUGAAUUGCCAAUGAAUUCAUUGAUGUUGCAUGUGCUUGCUUGUCCCUUUAGGUUCAGCUUUGUCAAAGAAUACCUUAUUGAAUUCAAUCAACUGGCUAUGGCAAAUGCCUCGGGGGCCGACGACAUGCUCAAUAGAGUCAUGACAAAAGAUAACAUUGGUAUCGCAGCCCUACUGGAACUCAAAGAGGGGUACUCUAAUUACGGCAGUCAUAUAAACAUGCCACGGCAGCAAGUGUUAGUUUCUAAUGUGCACAUUCAUUGGGAUCCUGAGUUUAAAGAUGUGAAGUUGAUUCAAACUGUGAUGCUUAUGCAUGAGCUGAUGAACAUCAUGCAGGAGAUAAAUCCUGGAUUCAUGGUUCAGGGAGGUAAGAUGGAGGAUUACUCAGUUUAUACAACUACAUGGGAAAUUUCUGCAAUUUGAUGGGCUUAGAGCAGUGGUAUUUCAGCUUAAUUUGAAAUACCUACAUGUGAAAAUUACAAACCUUUCGGGACUGGUCAAAAAGUAUGGGGGGGUGUUGGGCCAGAGCAUUUGGAAAAGUGGUUGAUAAAAAACACAUGACCCAACCCCUCCCUUCGGCACAAAAAUGACUGACCCACCCCUAAAGCAAGGUUGGAAAUUGCAUGACCCACCCCCUACUUAAAACAUGGAUGUUCGGUUUCCUCUUAAUAAUCCAAGAAAACCUUGUUCUGUGCUUGACAAAAUUUGUUGAUACACUGCUACAACCAAUAUCAAAAUCACAGAAAUCAUGAAUUAUGAGUCUUGACACAAAUAUAUAGCAAAACGAGGGUAUAUUGAAAUUAUCUGUCACAAAGCAUAUGAAAAUUUCAACAAAGACAACCCAUUCAGUUCAUUCCUACACAUUACUUGCCGGAAAUGCUUAGAUUAAUCCUCAAAGAAAAUUUCUUCCACUUCAGUGGAAAGCACUACCUACAAAACCAUGGAACUGUGGUGGGCACAAAGACAGCAGUUUUGAUUUCUUUGCCAAUAUUUUCAUGUCAUAUAUUGAAACAACAACUCUAAGCAAAACUGUCUUUAGAACAACAGUUUGGAAAUGCCACAUACACAAUAUCUUUUCCCUAUGGGACAUGAGUAAACCAGACAUCGAAGCCUUCAUUGAAAAAGCAAGCUUACAUCACCCAGCUAUUGAAUUCACGGCCGAAACAUUCGACACUGAGACUGCGGUUUUAGACACGGUUGUAUACAAAGGCACAAGAUUUAAGGAAAAAUCUAUCCUUGAUGCAAAGACACAUUUUAAACAAACGGGAACCUUCUUGCACACACAUUUCACCUUGUGUCACCCUCCAAGUGUUAAAAAAGAAUUUGUCAAAGGAGAAGCCUUAAGAAUCCUACGAAAAAACUCCUCAGAAACAACCUUUAAGGAAAAUAAUUUAAAUUAAAAAAAAAAACGCUUGACGGACGGAGGCUACCCACAAAAAAAAAAUGAAAAAUUUUUUGGGGAUAAAAGUAUGCCUAUAUCUACCGUUUAAAUACUAAGAUAUGUUUAACAAUGCUAUGUUUAAGUGAUUUUGAACUAUAUUCUCGUUGUGUGCCCCCUAUCUUUGAUAGAAAACCUACUAUCAGAAAUAAAAGUCACAAAAGGGAGUCUAAACUCCUAAAACAAAACAACAAGGAGGAAAAAGAAAUAUUGCCAUUCGUGACCCAAUACCAGCCCUCAGUGUCUACUAUAAAGGAAGCUUGAAUGAAAAAAUGGAAUCUUAUACAAAACCAACUAUAACUGUAAUAAAUUUUUAAAGAACCACCAAUCAUUUCCUUUUAAAAAAGGAAAAUCGUUAAAGAACAUGCUCGUUAGAGCCGAAAAAAAAAAAGGUUAACAGAGGGUUCCACGCCCGUAUCGAUGUGCGGCCUGUCAACCUUUGUAUUUUCUCGCAGAGCAGGUUUGUGAGUAUUUUAGCAAUAAUUCCAGCUGGUUGUGUUUUAUAUAACAAGUGUAGUCAACUGUCUCGUUAGUAGUUAGUAAAAGAUAGGGUGACCCACCCCCUAAGAGUAGCUGAAAAUUGCACGACCCACCCCUUGCACAAGGCUCAAAACUUCAUGACCCACCCCCCUAUACUUUUUGACCAGUCCCUUAGUGUGUAUUAGUAUAAACAAAUAAUAGCAAGAUUUGUACGUUGUAUUUGGUGUAAAUACCACUCGUGACAUUUCAAAAUUGUCUCAAAUCUCACUCGCCUAACGGCUCGUGAAAUUACGUAUAACAAUUUCGAAGUAUCACUCGUGGUAUUUGUGCCAAAUAUCACUACAAAUCAUGCUAUUACCUAUACUUAUACUACUACAUGAGAAAUUUCUGCGAUUUGAUUGGCUUAGAGCAGUGGUAUUUCAGCUUAAUUUGAAAUACCUUCAUGUGAAAAUUACAAACCCUUUGCGUGUAUUAGUAUAAACAUAUAAUAGCAUGAUUUGUACGUGUUAUUUGGCAUAAAUACCACUCGUGAUAUUUCAAAAUUGUCUCAAAUUUCACUCGCCUAACGGCUCGUGAAAUUACGUUUAACAAUUUCGAAAUAUCACUCGUGGUAUUUAUACCAAAUAUCACUACGAAUCAUGCUAUUGCCUAUACAUAUACAGUAAAACCCGCAACUUAGAACCUGGUUUUUAAGAACCAGUUAGGUUACAAUUUGCUAGUUAGGCAACCAUUUUCAUAAUUUCAUUUUCAUAGGGGAACUAAGGGCCCCCUUUUGAUACAGUCGGUUACUCUAUUCAAACCCGCUGGAUACUUCAAUUUUUAUUGAAACCCCUGCUAUAGGGAAUAUUGUUCUGUAAACAAAACCAAACAAGCUGUGUUUUAAUUUUCAAUUUAAGGUAAAAAUGGCACGGCACCAAGCAAGUCAAUUCCGUUGGUGUUUUGUGGCGAUCUCAAUUCACUACCGAACUCAGGAGCAGUAGAAUUCCUGGACAAUGGUAGAGUAAGAAGUGAUCAUGGUGACUUCCUUGACAUGAAGUACGAAGGAUUUCUCUCCCGCCUUAGCAACGGUAAAAACGGAGAGAAGAGCGGCGACCUGACGCAUUGCUUCAAACUCCAAAGAGCGUAUUCCGAGGGGCAGAUGAAGUAUAGCAACCUCACAUAUUCAUUCACAGGAGUCAUAGAUUAUAUUUAUUUCACCUCCGAUCUUCUGGUUCCCGUUGGAGUACUGGGCUCAGUGAGUCAGCAGUACGUCAAAGACAACAAGAUCAUUGGCUGGCCACACCCUCACUUUCCGUCCGAUCACCAGUCACUGCUUGUAGAAUUUGAAGCGCUCAGUUUCAGCAAUGGAGUACCCAUCUAUGGUUAUCUGCCAAAUUCUCACCACCACCCAAGGUAG